AUGACCGCUUCAGACCCUCAACAGCACAAGACUUGGCAGGAGAAAUGUUCCUGGGCCCAAAGCCGCCGCGACGAUGGCCUGUCCAAGGUUUCACCGAAGCUCGAGGGACUGCCUGACGAGUGGCCUCUCGAUGCACGGGUUGUAGCCAAGUCUGUUUUGACGCCCCGAGAGAUAGAAAUCACUGAGAAUUACGGAGUGAUGGAUCUCCUGAAAGCAAUGCGCGAGAGAACUUACACAGUAGAGGAAGUGACCCGGGCAUUCCUGAGAAGGGCUGCCCUUGCACAGGCUGCGACAAACUGCCUCACCGAGCUGCUAUGGGACGAGGCGAUUUCCCGCGCAAAGCAGCUCGACUCCCUACCCGAGCCAAAGGGUGCUUUCUUCGGCCUUCCAAUCUCUAUCAAGGAGCACCAAGGCAUGAUGAAGAUGGGCGACAAGGAAGUCGUCUCUCACGCUUCAUACGUACAUUGGAUCGGGAAGAAGCACGGCCCCAUCAUGUAUCAACAGAUACUGUGGGAGGAAGGCUGCGUUUUCUACUGCCGUACCACACAGCCGCAGACCAUCAUGCACCUCGAGACGAACAAUAACAUCUACGGCCGUACCCUUCAUCCUCACAACCGCAACUUGACCCCCGGUGGAAGCAGCGGUGGAGAGUCGGCGUUGCUUGGCUUCAGGGGGAGCAUUUUUGGAAUGGGAGGGGAUAUCGGCGGGAGUGUGCGCUGUCCCUCUGCACAUGUUGGCAUCUACGGCUUCAAGCCUACCAACAAGCGCAUCCCAGCAGCUGGCCAGAGAACUCAUAUGAUUGGCAAAGAGGCGAUUAUGUCUACUCCAGGCCCAAUGACGGUUGACCGCGACGCCAUGGAGCUCUUCAUGCAAGUGAUUCUCGCCAGAGAACCGUGGCGCCUUGAGCCGUCUCUUGACGCGCGGCCCUGGAUCCCUUUCAAAUUCUCAAAGCCUCUCAAGAUUGCCGUGCAAUGGUGGGACGGCGUCGUCAGGCCGCACCCACCUAUGACGCGUGCUCUGAAAGAAGUCAGUGAGGCUUGUCGCAAGGCAGGCAUGGAGGUAAUCGACUGGGAUCCCAAGUGUGAGGCCCUCAAGAUUCCUGAUCAUAGCAAGGGCUGGGAAAUCAUUGCCUCCCUCUACUUCCCGGAUGGUGGCCAGGAAGUACUUGGACUUUUGGAAGCUAGUGGCGAGCCUUUGCUGCCACUUACAGAGUUUAUCAUUCAUGAGCAACCCAGCGUGAAGAACCUAACGCAGGCUGAGCUUUGGGAGCGCUGUGCGGAGCGGGAUACCUACCGUGCUGAAUACGCUCGAGCAUGGACAGCAACCGCGUCACUGCCUGAUUCGGACGGGCGCGAGGCCGACGUAAUACUCUGCCCUCCUUCGUUCGGAGCUGCGACGCCUCACGACCAGUCACGGUACUGGGGGUACACUUCAAACUGGAAUCUGCUUGAUUACCCUGGCGUCGUCUUUCCUGUAACGACGGUCGACCCUCAAAAGGACCCCGUGGAUUCAACAUAUGAGCCGAAGAAUGCUGAAGACAAGUUCGUCCACGAGAUGUACGACCCUGCCAAAUACACAAACGCUCCGGUAAGCUUGCAAAUUGUAGGUCGCAGACAGCACGACGAAAAGGUUCUGGCUGCGCUGGUUGAGAUUGAAAAGGCCAUGGGCAGGAAGUAA
Pyricularia pennisetigena is the source of this 1677-nucleotide messenger RNA. RefSeq lists its product as uncharacterized. Lineage: Eukaryota; Fungi; Ascomycota; Sordariomycetes; Magnaporthales; Pyriculariaceae. Bases 1 to 1677 code for a protein of 558 amino acids. The record is from RefSeq and is a predicted model, not a curated record. The transcript has 5 exons.